AUAAUUUAAUAUAUACAGGAAUCAUUUGGAACGUAUACGUUAAAAUAGUUCAUUUCUUAUUAUAUUACUUUGUAAAUAGUAAGGAAUAUUAAUAAUGGUCGACGUUCAAGAUGAGCUUCGAGAACAAGCUUGUGGUGUUUGUUUAGAAAAAUAUAAUCAUCCUACAAAACUUCCCUGUGGACAUAUAUUUUGCUUUUUAUGUGUGAAGGGCAUUGCAAUACAAAGCAAGAAAUGUGCCAUGUGUCGUACUGAGAUACCUCAUGAUUAUUUAAAUAAUCCAGUAUUGUUGGACAACAUACCAUGUGAAAAAAAUUCAACAGAUUGCAGGACUCACGAUUAUCAGUGGUAUUAUGAAGGAAGAAAUGGCUGGUGGAAAUAUGAUGAAAGGAGUAAUUGUGAUUUAGAAGCUGCUUUUAUCAGAGGGGAUAAACAAUGUAAGCUCCUCCUAGCUGGAGCUUUAUAUCAUGUAGAUUUUGAAAAAAACUUGCAAGUGCGUCAAAAUGAUCAAACAAGACGUCGUCGUGUUCGAAGAGACACUCCUACUCUACCUUCUAAAGGUAUUGCUGGAAUUAAAACAAACAGUGAAAAUCUAGGAGGAGAAAUAGAGGCAGAAUUACAUAGAGAACAUUCUGAAAAUACUGAAAACAAUGAAGAAAUUCUAGUAUCUGAAGACUUAAAUGCUAAUGCUUCUGAGGAAGAUCUUAUCUCAGAAAUUGUCCAUACUUUAAGCGACAUUACAUUGCGGACCCAAGAAGAAACUGCAAGUGAUUUGCCUGAUACAGGGAACAGAUAAUAUCUCAAAGAUCUUAGGUCCGCCUAAUACUACACAAUUAAUUUUGUAAUACUAUACUUACAGCUAUAUUAUUGUUGUUAUAAUCUUAUUAAAAAUGUAUAAAAUUGUUAUAUAUCAUAUAACACUUUUGAGUAUACUUUUAAUUGGAUAUUUAAAGCUGUUAAGACCAUGCAAUCUUAAAUUUUUGUGUAACAUUUAUAUUGGCUCUUUCGAUCUGAACCCCAGAACCACAAUUCUAUAGUCAGGUAUAUUGUUAACUGUGUUUGGGAAGCCGUGUAGUGGCGCCUUAAGAGAAAUUUCUUCAUCAUCACCCCGUGGGUGACGCAAGAAAUGACAGAUGGAAAUUAAACAGGCGCAUCAGCAGUCAGGGCAGCAGCAUCUUCUUGAUUUUAUCAUAAUAAACAAACUGCGGAUGCCAACCUGCCUGCCAUGCGUGAUAACUAUAACAUACCCUUUUAGACAUUUGGGCACAGUGUAAGAGAGUAUAACAGUUGUGAAACGAAUGUACUUGUGCAGAGCAACGGCGGGGGCCUUGCGAGGCAGAGGGCGGCGCGACCGUGUGCCAGCGCACUCCACUAUAGCACACAGUCACGCCUCCACUAAUGUUGCUGUACUCUGUACAAUACAACACGAAGUUGACGCGAGCGUGCAACUACUUAUGUAUUUAAUACUUUUUAGUACAGUUUUCGAAAAAUAUAAUACCUAUUAUGGUGGAUUACUGUUAUAGUCAUAUGAGUUACUAAAUAAAGUUAAACUCAAACUUAAGCAUGACUGUAAUUUAUCUCUUUUUUUUUUUUUUGAUAAAAUUGUUAAUCCGAACGCGAGUACACUACAUAAAUGAAUUUACCAAUCAAAAUCUGAAAAUAUCUAUAGUGUUACGAAAAUAUUUGUCAAAAAUGAUCUUGUUUAAUAAAUGUUUUUUAACUUAUAGGUAUGUACAAUGUACAUAAUGUUAAUAAAUUAUAAUGAGUCU
This is a messenger RNA of Parnassius mnemosyne (clouded apollo), 1766 nucleotides long. The record is from the annotation of a GenBank genome assembly. Lineage: Eukaryota; Metazoa; Arthropoda; Insecta; Lepidoptera; Papilionidae.